Diorhabda sublineata is the source of this 1123-nucleotide messenger RNA. RefSeq names its product guanine nucleotide-binding protein subunit beta-like protein. Gene Ontology annotation, molecular function: protein kinase C binding; translation regulator activity; ribosome binding. The record is from RefSeq and is a predicted model, not a curated record. Gene Ontology annotation, cellular component: nucleus; cytosol. The transcript has 5 exons. Lineage: Eukaryota; Metazoa; Arthropoda; Insecta; Coleoptera; Chrysomelidae. The coding region runs from base 118 to 1071 and encodes 317 amino acids. Gene Ontology annotation, biological process: rescue of stalled cytosolic ribosome; positive regulation of protein phosphorylation.
AUACGUUAUACAGCUGCGCAAUCUGGUAACUGUAAAACGCAUCCUAAAAUUUUUCCUUUUCAUUCGAAGGUUCAUACACGAAGGAGUGCUUAGACUAACUUUGUAAAAAAAUAAGAAAUGAACGAAACUUUGCAGCUUAAAGGUACCCUUUUGGGUCAUAAUGGUUGGGUAACACAAAUAGCAACCAAUCCUAAAUAUCCCGAUAUGAUUUUAUCGUCAUCAAGAGAUAAAACUUUAAUCGUAUGGAAAUUGACACGUGACGAUACACAAUAUGGCGUACCCCAAAAACGUUUGCAUGGUCACUCUCAUUUCAUUUCCGACGUUGUACUUUCUAGUGAUGGAAAUUACGCCCUUUCAGGUUCGUGGGACAAAACCCUCCGUUUAUGGGAUUUGGCAGCCGGAAAAACUACGAGGAGGUUCGAAGAUCACACCAAGGAUGUGUUGAGUGUUGCUUUUUCUGUUGAUAACCGUCAAAUAGUGUCGGGUUCGAGAGAUAAGACCAUUAAAUUAUGGAAUACGUUAGCAGAGUGCAAAUAUACGAUACAAGAUGACGGGCAUGCCGAUUGGGUGUCGUGCGUAAGGUUCUCCCCUAAUCACGCCAACCCCAUAAUAGUAUCCGCCGGUUGGGAUAGGGUAGUCAAAGUAUGGAAUUUGACUAAUUGUCGUUUGAAAAUCAACCAUUCCGGUCACACCGGUUACUUGAACACCGUAACCGUUUCACCUGAUGGUAGUUUAUGCGCCAGCGGUGGUAAAGAUUGCAAAGCCAUGUUAUGGGAUUUGAACGAUGGUAAACAUUUACAUACCCUCGACCAUAACGAUAUUAUAACCGCUUUGUGUUUCUCACCAAACAGAUAUUGGUUAUGUGCCGCGUUCGGACCUUCGAUUAAAAUUUGGGAUUUGGAGAGCAAAGAAAUGAUCGAGGAACUAAAACCGGAAGUCGUGUCGCAAAACGCCAAAGCCGAACCACCCCAAUGUUUAUCUUUGGCGUGGUCCACGGAUGGACAAACUUUAUUCGCUGGUUAUUCCGACAAUACCAUUAGAGUUUGGCAGGUGAGCAUAUCUGCUCAUUAAGAUGUUACCUUAAGGACAGUUUUUUUAUAUAUAAUAAAAAGGCUACGAGAGA